Molecule: messenger RNA, 1309 nt
Organism: Schistosoma intercalatum
Lineage: Eukaryota; Metazoa; Platyhelminthes; Trematoda; Strigeidida; Schistosomatidae
Source: the annotation of a GenBank genome assembly
UUACUUUUGAUGAUCAUAAAUUGAUCGAUUUGACUGAUUAGUAAUCAUUAAUGAUGAAUUAUUCAAUAUGAAACCUUUUCUAUUCAUUUUUAUUCGGAAGAGAUUAAUUAGUAAGUUGAUAUUAUUGAAAUAUGGAAAGAAAUAAUACAAUAAAUGAUUUUUCAAUAUAUAAUGAAAAUAUAAAUGAUAAAUCGAAUAUUAAUGAUAAAUCGAAUAUCAAUAAAGGUUCAUCACUUGUUAAACAAUUAAAACAAACUAUUGAAAAUAUUCCAAAAACUACAAAUCAUAUCAACCAAUUCAUGAAUUAUUAUACACCAAAUCCAAAACAAUUAGAUGAUUUACAAAAAGAAUUAGAAAAACAUACAAAAGCUGUACAAAAUGAAACUUAUAAAAAUCUUUAUUUAAAUGAUCAUAAUUUAAAAAAUUCAAUUUUAAAACAAUCAAUAUUAGAACAAUCCAAUAAUUCUAUUGAUAAAAAUAAAAUGAUUAAUAUAAAUGAUCAAAAUAUUGAAAAUCAUUUAGAAAAUUCUGAAAUUUAUUAUUCCAUUGUAAAUGAUCAUUAUUAUUCAUCUAUUAAAUUGAAUUAUUUAGAUCAAAAUUAUUUACAAAAAUAUGAUACUGAAAAUUGUAUAAUACCAUCAAAAAGUCGACAUUAUAAAACAGAAUUAUGUAAACGUUAUUUAAAUAGUUCUAAUGGAGAUUGUAGUUAUGGUAAUAAAUGUCAAUUUGCUCAUGGAAUUAAUGAACUUAGAUUUGCUCCACGUCAUCCACGUUAUAAAACUGAAAUAUGUUAUAGUUAUCAUGUUUUUGGAACAUGUAAUUAUGGGAGAAGAUGUGAUUUUAUUCAUGAUGAACCAUUGGAAAAGUUGAUUCUUAUUCGAUUACAAAAUCAAUUAUUUCAAGCUUAUCGAAAAAGUCAUCCACAUGUACAAGAGGUUCGUUUAAUCGAGUUAUUAGGAUUAAAAGAGGAUAAUUGGGAGAGUUUAAAAGUAUUAUCAUCAGCGUUAUACGAUGAAAAAACGUUUCAUAGUAAUGAUGAUAACUUUUCUGUCAUUACUAAUAACGAACUCUAAUAUUUAUGAAGGAAUUUCCGUAAUAGAGAUAGAUGUUUGAUGGGUAGAUUGUUAUACUUGAUUAAGUAAAUUUAUCUUAAGCUUAAUAUGUGCAGUUUUUCUUGUUUUAACCAUCAUUUUCACAGAACAAAUUUUCAUUUGCAUGGUAAUAUAUUUAAAAUUUAUUUUCUAAAAUUAUGUACAAUGCUUUUAUUGAAAUAAUAAUUUGGUAAUUAAUAAUAAAUUGAUGUUGCGCA